AUGCUCGACCACGCUGUUUUCUCCGCCGCCGCUGUCUUUCUCGGCGACUCGUUCCUUCCCGCCGGUGAUGUCUUCCUCGUUGCGCCUUCCCGACUAAAUCUCUCCUGCGACCUUGUGCCCCCGGCUUCCUCCCCUUCCUGCUGCCUCGGCGUCCGGACGUCGACGUCGUCCCAGAGGCAUUCCUCGCCUCGUCUGCUGGCCACGCGGCUGCCGGCAUUGCGCUCGCGGUCGUGCCAUGUCCGGGCACUGCUCGUAGGUUACGGCCCAGAGGAGGCCCCAAUGGCCGAACAAAAACGAGAGAAGGAAUGA
This is a messenger RNA of Miscanthus lutarioriparius, 309 nucleotides long. The record is from the annotation of a GenBank genome assembly. NCBI's taxonomy places the organism in Eukaryota, Viridiplantae, Streptophyta, Magnoliopsida, Poales, Poaceae.